AUGUCCUCCACCACCACCACCUCCGGUUCCAUGCCCUCCUCCACCACCACCUCCACUUACCCUCCUAAAGCUGCACCACCAAAACCUUCCCACCCGCCACAUGGUCCAGCUUACCCUCCUAAAUCGUCACCACCAAAACCCUCCCACCCACCACAUGGUCCAGCUUACCCGCCGAAGGGUCCAAAGCCACCAACACCAAGCGGACCAGCUAGUCCACCCAAAGGGUCGAAACCACCAACCCCUGGUGGACCGGCUAGUCCACCAAAAGGACCAAAACCACCAACUCCCGGUGGACCGGCUAGUCCACCCAAAGGAUCGAAACCACCGACCCCUGGCGGACCAGCUAGUCCACCAAAAGGUCCGAAACCACCGACGCCAGGUGGUCCGGCGUAUCCACCAAAACCAGCAACACCUGGUGGACCUGGAAAACCACCAAAGCCAAGUACUCCGGGAAGCUGGCCUCCUGAAGGACAACCUCCUCUACCUUCAUAUCCACCCGUCCCACCUCCACAGCCUUUCAAUGCUGUUCCCCCGUCUGGCAACAUCCUAACACCACCAACACCGCCAGGCGGUGGUGGAGGCAAAGACCACACUGUCGUCAUUGCAGUGUGUGCAUCGCUAGGUGGUGUGUUUUUCCUAGCAUUCUUGGCAGCUGGACUAUUCUGUUUGGCGAAGAGAAAGAAGAAGCCAAUCUUGGUUCCAGCAGCUGCUCCAUAUGGUCAUGGCGGCGGAGAGGGACAUGGUCAUGGUCACGAAGGAGGAGCCGGCGGCGGCGGAGGUGGUGGUGAACACUCAAGCUACGGGCAGCACUAG
Molecule: messenger RNA, 813 nt
Organism: Lactuca sativa (garden lettuce)
Lineage: Eukaryota; Viridiplantae; Streptophyta; Magnoliopsida; Asterales; Asteraceae
Source: RefSeq, a predicted model, not a curated record